UUUUAGCGCGAAACCGGCCAGUUCUACACCAACCAUCUUUUCGAUAAGCUUUCUGCAAGUAAUAACUCCAAAAUGACGGGUGGUAACGUUGGAAAAAGCAUCUUAAAAUUCACCAAAGUCAUCCCUGAAGCCUACGCCCCUACAAAAGGUUCCCUCAAAGCGGCAGGAUACGAUUUAAGAAGCGCAGCAGAUUACGUUAUUCAACCGCAUGGAAAGGAAAUUGUUGAUUUGGGAUUAAAAAUUGAAUUACCCAAAGGGUGUUACGGCAGAAUUGCCCCCCGAUCGGGCUUAGCUGCCAAGAAUUUCAUCGAUGUUGGAGCUGGUGUGAUCGAUGAAGAUUACCGCGGGGUUUUAAAAGUGGUCCUAUUUAAUCAUUCUAACAUGCCGUUUGAAGUAAAGAAAGGGGAUAGGAUUGCCCAACUUAUUUGCGAGAAGAUUUUGUACCCCGAACUCAUUGAAGUUGACGUAAAUGAACUUCAAGAUACCGUUCGAGGUGAAGGUGGCUUCGGAUCAACGGGAACUAAUUAAUGAUUUUUCGUUUAUUAAAAUAUGUAUUGCCAUAGUUACACAAGUAUUUCACUCAUUUAAGAUGAUUAAAGUCGUUAUUUAUAUGUAUUUUUAAGUUUUCUCAAUAAAGUAUUUCUCAAGGUCAA
Messenger RNA from Onthophagus taurus, 653 nucleotides. RefSeq names its product Deoxyuridine triphosphatase (gene dUTPase). Gene Ontology annotation, biological process: dUMP biosynthetic process; dUTP catabolic process. NCBI's taxonomy places the organism in Eukaryota, Metazoa, Arthropoda, Insecta, Coleoptera, Scarabaeidae. Gene Ontology annotation, molecular function: magnesium ion binding; dUTP diphosphatase activity. The record is from RefSeq and is a predicted model, not a curated record.